AGGAGGAAAAACUGCUGCAGGAGUUUGCUAAUGGUGAGUACCUGCUAUGUGUGGCUGUGCCCAUGAGGAAUCUAGCAACAGGUGAGCUCGUAAGAGGGUAGCCAGCCUUGGCAUUGCUGCAUGUCUCAGACUUGCUGCUGGCGCUGUCUGAGUCUGGCCCUGCACCAGCAAUUUCAGCCUCAUUUGUUUUGCAGCUACUUUGCCCUGGCUUUCUUUCUGUUUGUGUUUCCUGAGGUUGCAGGACAGGGCCCAGUGAUGGAGGAGGAUGGCCACUGCCAACUUUCUGCUGAUGAACUGCUUGAUCUUACUUUAUGUCUGCUUUCCACGUGGUUGUUAAGAGGGUCUUUGCAUAACCUCUGGCUCCUGCUUGCUGCACUGUAAAAUAAGGCAGAGAUCUCAUCAAAACUUGUUGGUACUCAGAGAUUUGCCAGGGUUGCUCUUCGAUCAAGAGUGACUGAAGGGUCAAGGGAAUGUGGAAUAUCCUGCUCUUGACUUGGGAGGUUACAGGGAAGCUUGUCUGUACUCCACAUGCAGCCAUAGUGCCCUCCCAUUCAUCUCUGAAGUAUCCUUGAUUGACUAAAGGAGAAGCAACUGUAGCUGCAAAUAAAGGCCUUGCCAGGAGCACUGUAACUUGUAGCGGCCUUCACCCUGUCCAGCAGCAGCUGCACUGCCAGAGGUGGCUGUUGUCAAGGAGCUCUGUUAUGAAUUCAUUUUGCUUCUCCGUUGCAGUAUUAGCUCAUCUCUGAUAGCAUUAUUGCCCUCUUACUUCCAGUGGUGAAAAUUUGUCCCUUGAUCUCUUUGUUCUCAGCAGUUCUAAGGAGUUCACUGAACAUUUAGAGAAAGGCCUGAGCAAGAAAAUUGUAGUCUUUUUUGACAGAUAAAGGGAUUGAGGCAUGUUUAAAGCCUUCCUCCUAAUCCUCCAGCAUCUACUAGUCAGUGUGUUGAGAGACGUGAGCUCACUUGAUGUAAGCACAUCAGUUUUGGGGCAGUCCUCUUUACCUGGUCCUGUGGGCUUGGAAAAAGACGAACAAGCAUGGUUUGACCUGUUUGCUUAUAUUAACAGCUUGUUCUGGGACAGGAAAGGAUGGCUGACGAAUUCUUAUGGUGAUGAUGGGGGAAUUUCAGUUUUGUUCAAUGGGCUUAGUUCUGUCUGCAUAAACAGCCUAUAUCUACUUUCUUACAGGAGCAUCUGUGAGGUGAUAGGUGUUCUGGUAACCUUCACUUUUCCUAGAUGUGUACCUGCUGCUCUACAGUCCCUGAGACUUCACCUGUGGAGGCAGCGCAGGCUUGUCGUGUCUGGCUGCCUCUUGGCAGGGACUAAUCUAGAGCAGCUCUGCAGAACUCUGACAAGAGCACUUCGGGCUCAGGUAUCCAUUUUAUUUAUCCCUCCUUCACACUCCUCAGGGGCCAGCUAGGAAUCUUGCUCUCCGUUUUGUUUUGUUUUCUUUUUUAAGAGGUAGAACACAGCACAGAGGAUGAUGCAUUUCUUCCAAGGUAUAACAGAGUUGUGGCUGAGUCUGGUGGCCCAUUUCAUGGAAAUCAGUUCAGACUUCUUGCUCUGCCUUCAUGUGGCCAAGCCACCUGCCUUUUCACAAACUUCCACGUAAUGGAGCCACUUCUGUACUGAGACCGAAUGCUGGACUUCAACUCUGUCAUGACUUACUGAGCUGUUUGCUCAGUUCCUCUGAGCAAUCUGUUUACUACUUAUGCAACAGUCAGGGAUGAGGGGGAUAAUGGCACCUCAUAGAUGUUUCGGAAAUUUUUUUGUGAGGGUCCCUAGACUGGGAGGAAAGGAAAUUGUCCUUUGCGUGGUGCAGAAGAAACUGGGUGAUGUAUUUCAGGCUAGGAAAUCACUUCCUUCCCAGCAUGUGCUAAGAUGUUACUAGACAUGUCAGCACAGCCACUGCAUUGAUGGCAGCCCGACCUGCUGGCAAGCAGGAUGAGGCACGUGCUUGUGUGUGUGUGUGUGUGUGUGUGUGUGUAAGUGUGCACGUGUUUGCUGGUGGAAACUUGACUUUCACUAAAUUUCUAUAAAACAGAGUUAAAGGUUCACUUCAGCUAUGCCUGUCAUUCCCAUAGUGUGUUGAUCUCCAAAGCAACAUUUCGAGGGGCUCUUUUAAAGUGGGGAUUUUAACCUCCUUCUCUCUUUUCUCUUUUUGUGGGAUGGGUAGUUAUUUGAGCAUCUUUCUAUUUGUGUCCUGGACUAAACGAACAAGGUUUUGCUCUGGAAAUGCUGAAUUUACUUCUAGGCAUGCUGCUAGACAGAAUUGAAGAAAGGAGAAAGGGGAAGAAAAAAAAGCCAACACCAAAAAACCCAACACCAACAAAAAACAACAGGUUUUUUUCCUCCCUGUUUCAAAGACCUUAGCACAGGAUAUCAGAACCCAGUAUAGGAUGUGGUUCCAUCACACCCUAGCAUGGCUGUUUCUGUUUUCACAAGAAAACUGCUUCUUCCCUCCCUGCAGGACUGGAUGUGAUGAUCUCAGACCUGACUUCCCCCUCUGUGCUCUCCUCUCUCCCAUCUGGUGGCAUUGACCUGCCACUUGUGCUCUGAGUUCCUGGCAAGGAGAGAGCUUGCCUUGCAACAAAAGACAUCCCAGGAGACACGAAGCAAGACUUAAGUAGCAUGAUAGCUCAAGGCAUCGCGGGGCGCAUGCGACCCUUGUUGAGCGGACUGAAAGUGAGUAAAACUCGCUUUGUUUAUUUCUGGGAGGUGACAGAGCAGAGUUGCAUACAAUCAAAGCAGGGGUUAAGAAGAGCCUUCAGCUCCACAUGCAAGCUCCAGGGUGCUCCUGGGGAGUCAAGCACUGCAGAUCUAGUGACAGUGCAUUUUAUAAAUCGGGAUGGAGAGCGACUCACAGCCACAGCCAAAGAAGGGGAGAGUUUGCUGGAAGUGGUAGUCAACCAAAACUUGGCCAUUGAUGGAUUUGGUGCAUGUGAAGGGACAUUGGCCUGCUCCACCUGUCACCUCAUCUUUGAGAAGGAUGCCUUUCAAAAGCUGGAUGCCAUCUCGGAUGAAGAGAUGGACAUGCUGGACUUGGCAUAUGGACUCACUGAGACAUCUCGCCUUGGAUGCCAGGUGCACAUUAAGAAGUUGAUGGAUGGUCUGACGGUGCAGGUCCCCGUGGAAGUAUCAGACAUUAGGAGGCAGCUGGAGGUUGGAAAGCAAAGCAAACAGUAACUGGAAACAACUCCUGCACAACCUGCUUCUUCAGGUGUGGAAGGACAUUUUCCUUUAGGUUAACACCAGUACUUUGCAGCUGGUUUACAGUAGACAAUAGAAGUCUGAUUUAGUAUAUAUGACUGUUCAGCAAAUCUCUUAUUUAAACAAAGCUUAAUGCUAGGAUUUUCAACACAAGUUUUAAAUAAGAAAGUGCUCAAAUGCUCUCAUGAACACAACUGGAUGGAAACAUAUGGCUUUACAUUUCUCAGUGUGGGUGGAAUAAACAUCUGUGCUGUGUGUAACUCAUCAUCUCCUUCUAAAUUUAAGGAUUCCACUAUUGUAUGUAGCUACUGGGAAUUUUGUGAUGUUUAGUUACUUAACUGCAGAGCAAAUUUUUCCCAGUUUGGGAAGCUUGAGAAGAGAUAGAUGUUCCAAAUUCAAGACUGCGCUGCUUGACUUGAUGACUUGACAAGCUUAGUCUGCUUAGUAGUAACAUUUGAAUGCACAUCACUGAAUUGUUAUGUGCUACAAUCUGCUAAUUUCUCCAAAUGUUCUAUUUUCUCAUUACUGUACUACAGUGUGCACAAAAUAAAAUUCUAAUAAUCAGG
Messenger RNA from Numida meleagris (helmeted guineafowl), 3771 nucleotides. RefSeq names its product adrenodoxin-like. Gene Ontology annotation, cellular component: mitochondrion. Gene Ontology annotation, molecular function: 2 iron, 2 sulfur cluster binding. The transcript is spliced from 5 exons. Lineage: Eukaryota; Metazoa; Chordata; Aves; Galliformes; Numididae. Gene Ontology annotation, biological process: P450-containing electron transport chain; positive regulation of oxidoreductase activity. The record is from RefSeq and is a predicted model, not a curated record. Bases 2627 to 3181 code for a protein of 184 amino acids.